Molecule: messenger RNA, 1469 nt
Organism: Phytophthora nicotianae INRA-310
Lineage: Eukaryota; Oomycota; Peronosporomycetes; Peronosporales; Peronosporaceae
Exons: 2
Coding region: 152-1303 (383 amino acids)
Source: RefSeq, a predicted model, not a curated record
ACUCGUGUUAUUCCGGUCUAAAUAAUGACUUCCUUCAUUUCACCCCAAAACCCACCGGGUCACUUCAAGAGCUCAUUUAGUGGGCGACAAUGCAUGCGCGAUCCUGAUUCCUUCCGCCAGUUGAGAACGCGCCGCCAGAGCCGCAAGCUAUAUGGCCCGCAAGAACAGGCGCCAACAGCAGCAAGAAGCCACUCCUCCGCCCGCUGCUGAAUCCUCGGACAGCAGCAGUUCCGAUUCCGCCCCCGAGGUCGCAGCACCUGUCGCCGACCUUCCAGCCCCCAUCGCGCCCACGACCCCGUCGACAGACAAGCCGACGCCCAAGCAGCCGAGCCCCAAGCACAUACCAAGCCCCACGAAGCAGCCCAGUCCCAAGGCCAUAAGCAAGGCAGCCGCCGAUAUCCUUGAAACCAUGAACGGAACCAUCCACGUCAAGGUGCUGAGCGCCCGCAACCUGCCGACGAUGGACUUUGGCAAGCGCCAAGAUCCCUUUGUGCUAGUGCAGCUGGAUAGCUCGACUCCCAAGUCUUGGGCUACUACAGACCCAGCUUUCCACGGCGGUACCAAUCCGGAGUGGACUGAGAGAUCCAACAACGAGCUGGAGCUCUUCUACGACGCCAGUCAGCUCGACAAGGCUGUGCUGACCUUUGAAGUGUACUCGGACGAGUCUGGCGAUGAGCUCAUUGGCUCUGGUCAGCUCGACGCCAGCUCCAUUGUGCAGGCCCAGUCCAAGGAGCCCACCCAGUUCACUGUCCGCCUGAGAGACGUAUCGCGUGGCUCUGGCAGCCGCGGAGAGGUCAACGCUGAGGUGUGGUUUGGUCCACCUGUGCGUAAGGCCUUCCGUGCCGCUGGACGCGCCUCCAAGCUUUUGGAUGCACGUGAUGCUUUUGUGGCUACACUGUGCUCGAUUGUAUCCACGGUCUGUAACUCGGUGUCGGGCUACUGCCAGCUGCCCACCGACUUUGCCAAGAAGCACCGCAAGCUGAGUAUGGCUCUGGCUGCUGUGUUGGGCAUCAUGGCCGCUGGAGCGCUCACUGUGUUCCUGGCUAUUGCUGUACCCACGAUGUUGGUGGCGUUCUUCACGUUCCCGUUCUGGAUUAUCCCGUUCCUCGCCACGUCGUUCUUCACGGCGCCACUGUGGAUUCCCAUUCUACUGCUCGUCGGACUGUUCCUGCUGUUUAUCGCCACGUUCGUCUUCGGACUCGGAGUCACUUCGCGCCCUGUGCGCCGUAAAGGUGCGUUCAUCUCGAACAAGAUCAAGCACUCGGACGUGGGUAAACGCGUGGUCUACGAGAAGAUGGUGUAAGCGUCCACCCCCUAACGUCACGCCAUGCGCGUGUCCUCUGUGGACCACGAUCUCUUUUCCAGUGUAUUGUAGCGUGAGGCUUUCUGAUCUAUGAGGCAAACACGAGUGUGAUGCAUGCCAAACCAUUUGAAAGUAAAAAAAAUAAGAAAAACGUUUUCCCAGUCAA